AUGGUCAUGGAAGAAGAUACUGACAUCAAACUAAAAACGCGGUUUUUGGGCCAAGUUCUGGUCUUAUACGCUCGUCCACCUCUUCAGAUAGAAAACUUUUUCUCACUUCUAAAAGAGGCUUGUCAGCAACCAAGCUCUCAUCCAAUAACUGUUAAAUGGAUUGACGAAGACGGUGAUCCUGUUUCGAUUGACAGCCAACGAGAACUGGACGAAGCGGUUCGCAUAUUGCAACAGAGUGGUGAUGCAGAACUAAAUAUUCAUGUGUUUCUUGGUCAGCCCGCUUUACCCGGUCUCCCAUGUGAAGGAGAGGAUCGUAAGUAUGAAGUCUUUCAAAAAAGGGAU
This is a messenger RNA of Ostertagia ostertagi, 342 nucleotides long. The record is from the annotation of a GenBank genome assembly. Lineage: Eukaryota; Metazoa; Nematoda; Chromadorea; Rhabditida; Trichostrongylidae.